AAAAAUAUUCAUUCUUAGAAGUGCGACGAUGUAAUUUGUACAGGUUCCUAAAAGCUAAAGUAUGAUUUCAAGGUUUUGAAAAUAUAUUUAAUGCGGUCAUGCUUUUAUCACUGUAUUAAACUGACCGGUUGCGAAAAUGUCUGUCCCUGAAGAACAGGACGACUUCAUAUUUCGUCCACAACAACAUUUAGAUUCUAAAUGGCUAAACCCUGACUUACAAGAGGCUCUUCAUGAUCCCGAGGCUCUGUGUUCUAUGUUUAAUAGCUUGUUACAAGAUAGAGAAAUACAUUUCGAUGCUAGAAAUGGAUUGGUCAAUGGUGCUGGAAUUACGGCUAAACUUGGCGAUAGUGGAAAAUAUUACUGCGGCCUUAGAAUCUUGACAUGUACUUGUUGUGAUGGUCUUUGUGGUCCUCAUUCGGGUUGUGCAUGCGUACCUUGUACCGCUCUUUCUGCUGAAGAAGAACUACGGGCCUCCAUUCAAUCUAAAAUAGUUGCACCAUCACCUUCUGUUCAAGUUAUAGAUGAUAUUAAAUGGAAACUAGAUCCAGGGCCUGAAUGUCUUCAAAGUUUAAUGGAAGCACUUGUAUGGGAGCAGAGAGUAAGAGCUAUUAAUACUGCUGUUAGCUGUCCAUUUAUAUCUCAAAUAAGGCGUUUGAUUGUUCUUUGCCAUAGACACCUAGUAGCUGUGAUAAGAGAUCAAAAUAACCACAAGGAAGUUAAAAAAGUAAAACUUGAGAAAAAGCCUGUUCAUGGCGUUAGUAAUAGAGCACUUAGUAAUGUUGUAAGUGCUUUAAAUAAACCAGUUGAACUCUCAUCUGAUGCUCCAGAAGACAGUGAAGAACAGACUGAUGAUUCAGAAAGUGCAUUCGGUCUAGCCCGAGUAGGCGCUCGUGCGGCCUUACGUCUUGCUCUAUCUCUCGUGCGUCGCGCCUGGCGCUGCGGAGAAGAUGCAGAUGUUUGCUCAGCGUUACUGCGAGACGCGUUAGAUGCGGUGCGAGCCUUGCCGGAUGCCGCGUUGUAUGCUGGAAGUGGGCAAAUGAAUUCUAUUGCACAACAAGCACCACGCUCGCAAAAAAUAUGGGCAGAGGUUGUUGACAGCGCAGCAAAAUUCUUACACCAAGUUGUAGCUGGGGAAGUAGGUUGUAAUGUGCCUCAAGGGGACUGGCGCACAUCGUUGUGCGUGUGGGUAGAGCUUUGUGCGCGACGAGCUGAAUUACCUGCACUUCUUAAAGCUGCCGACGUACUAGUAACACUACCACCCAAACAGAAGCGACAGCCAGACAACAGAAUUGUUUUAGAAGAAUGCACUGCACCAUUAGGUCCAUUUUUGAGACGUAUGGCUAAAGUAGCAGCCCCAAACCCGAUUGUUAAUUCCGAACCAAACACUGAAAGCAAUCCAAUAGAAACAUAUCUAAAAGAAUUGAAUAUACCAAGUGGUGAUGGACUGAUGAGUGUGAGAAAGGCCGGUAUUGCGUUGCUUUGUCAUCUUGACAGACUAGGUGCUCCUUUAUUGCCUCCUUUAAAGGGAUUUGUUACUUGUACAGAAUCAGCACAAGAAGUAGUCUCAGUGGGAUCUGGACUGUUGCAACUAGGAAGCUUGAGAAUUCAACAAAUAGCGUGUGCCGAAAAAUUAGCUCUUCUAUUGACUCAUGAUGGUGCUGUUUACACUUUGCCUUACGAUACUAUGACACCGCAUCUCGUUCCAGGUCUAGAGAACAAGAUCAUAACGCAAGUGUCGUGCCACCCGGCGGGGCGCCACUACCUGUGCCGCUCGUCGUGCGGCGGCGCGUGGUCGUGGGGCGCGGGCGAGGACGGGCGGCUCGGCCACGGCGACACGGCCGCGCGCGACGCGCCGCAGCCGCUGCACCACCUCGCGCACCACGACGCCGUGCGCGUCGCCGCCGGGCCCGCCUGCAGUGCGGUGAUCACGUCUCGCGGCGCUCUGUACACGUGGGGUCGCGGCGCUCACGGCCGUCUCGGACACGGUACUAUCGAAAACUGCCUAACGCCGCAACCUGUUUCAUUUAACGCCCAUAACAUUGAAAGGAUAAUUGACGUUGCACUUGGCUGGGGUGAGGGUCAAACUCUGUGUUGUACUUGGGAGGGAGCCGUUCAAGUGUUCGGCGAUAGUGAGGCGGGGACUCCCCGAGCGUUAUCAGCGCUCUCUAUGUUCCGAGUGACUCGUGUUUUUACGGGCGAGCAUUGGCACGCUGCUCUAACUGACGGGGGGCAAGUCUACACAUGGGGUAAGGGUGAUGGACAUCGAUUAGGACAUGGGACUGUGGAAUCUAUUAAAAUACCAAAACUCGUCGAAGCGCUUCAAGGAAUAAAAAUAGUCGAUCUAUCACUCGGCAUAUCCCACGGCAUCGCACUUUCAUCAGAGGGAGUACUCUACGCGUGGGGCACGCAAGAACGUUCGCAAAUAUCGAAUCCUGUUCCACAACCUUUACAAGUGUUUAAUCCAUCAUUUAAAGCUAAUGGCGUGGCAAACGGACCGACUCAAAUAUUUGCUUGGAGCCAAGAAAACCCAAGAGACCUGCCGUCAUCUCUGCCUUUUGUUAUAGAUUUGUCCGACAACACUUUUAAAUUUUUAGAAAGACUUUUAAGAAUAGUUGUGGAACAAAGCGGUAGUGCUAAUAUAAACGAUAACGAAUGUUUAGCAAUCUCUUGUUUGAAUCUCCUUAGGUUACAAGUACAUGCUUGGCAAUGCGCUCGAGGCAAUGAUAUCGUUGAAGCAGACUCUGAAGGUCGAUCGUGGUGCAGUGGAGUACACUCUGCGUUGGUGUCGCUCGUGGAGGGCAGGGCGGGGCUGGCCGCGGCGGCCGCCGCCAGGAAGGCGUUGGCCGCCGCUUGGCCCAUUUUACUACCCACGCCGCAGAUACGGGCUCAGCAUCUAAUAGCCUUGCUGCCGCAAGGAUCAGCACCGGCGAGCACAGGAGCAAGAUUUAUGACGGAAUUGCUCGUUUGGUCGUUAUUGGGAGGAGGCGGUCUGCGUGAUGCGCUACGAAACGCCCUCCAAACGCACUCUUCCGACUCUUAUAAUCAUUUACAAUUGGAUGAUGAAUAUGAUCAAAUAGAUAUAGUGACGGGGCAGCGUGGUCCGCCCACAACAACGAUGUCUGAAGAUAGCGAAAAUGUUCAAGCGACUUGUACUGAUGAAUACCAAAUAAGCAAUAAUGCAAAUGUCUGCGAAAACGGUGCUUCUGUUCCUUUAAUGCAUUUAGUAAAGCAUUUGAUUCGCAAUACGAGUUGUCAAACUCAAAUGCACAUAAAUUCUAUUAUGAAUGGCGAUACAAGUAAGACCGAUGAUCUUAAAGGACACGAUACAGUUAGUCCGAGUUGUGACCUUCUGAUAAGGUUUCAAAGGUUACUGUUCAGUGAAGCGAUGUGGUCUCGAGGGGGGCGCGGCAGUCGCGGCGGCGUGCGCUCCCUCCUCACGCAGUACACCUCGCUCUUGUCGGAACACGUGCAGUCCACCCUCGGCUACUUCACUCGUGCUGUACACAAAGCGGAUAACACACAGCUUAUCGCUCUAUGCGAUCUUAUUGGUGCUGAUAUUGUUGGUCGCGUGAUGAGUGAAUUAGCUGUGUGGGUCGUUGCGUGUGCGGCUCGAUCUGCUAUCGCGCUCACCGACUGUACUGCAGCACUCGUGAAGAUCGUACGCGCCUGCGACGAAGCGGCUCGUACGUUGCCCUCCGCAGCAAAGUUAGACUCAGAUUUGUUAGGAUGGCCCGGCCUAGUCUCCAGGAGACAUCAGUUGAAUAGCAGUAUUAUUCGGAAGUGUGAUCUACAAAACCAUACGAAAGAGGGCGGGUCCUGGAUAGUUAUCGCCGGGCACGUGUUCGACGUGGAGAACUUCGAGUGCGAGAGCGCGAGCACGGUGGAGCUGGUCCGCAAGCUGCGCGGCGCCGACGCCACGGCGGCGCUCAGCGUGGAGCCGCACGCCGCCUACCUGGCGCGCGUCACCGACAAGUGCGUGGGCAUGUACGCCAGCCAGAUCUACAGCCACAAGUGCAGUGAAAGCACAUCGAGCCUUCGCGCACAUCACAUACUCUCUUCGUGUGCGUUCCACUUGGCUCUUGGCUUAUCGCAAUGCGGACUGCGUUUAGCGCGAUCCUUACCCGUACAGCAAGCUGAGAAAGAAGCUGCGCCAUACGCUGCUGCUGUAUUCCUUAGAGGCGGACUCAUGACAUCUCAACCCGCAAACCCCUUUGAAGAAGAAAAGGCAGAGGCUCGUAGUGGCUCUUCGACGGGCGGCAACAGCCCUGCAAGCGAUACGCCGCACGUGUCUUACACGACUCAUCUGUCUAACGCGUUACACCCACCUCAAACGCGCGUCACACGAGUGCCGAAGGUGAACGUGACGAUGUCGACGGCACGAGCCGACUCUCUGUUGUUUGCUUUGGCUGAACCUAAAUUACACGAUCCCUUAGCACUUCAUCUAUGGUGGGCAUGUGAACGCCGCGAAGGCUGUGCUCCCCACUUUCCGCCAGAACAUCCUCUUGAAGAAUUAAGACGUGCUCUACUGGCAGCCCUUUUGUAUCACGCAGGAUUAAAAGAGCACGCGUUGGCUACUGCUACUGCUGAAAUGGAAAAAGGCGAAGUAAAACUGUCUCCUGCGAUGUCCGAGAUCGUAAAAGCUGUGCAACAGAGCAAAUGGACUCUAAUGCGGACAAGACAACAGCUGUCUAGGGGUUACAAAGAGGUAUGUGCAGCGCCUUUAGAAAGGGCUAGGUUUCUCUUGCACGAAGUCCGCGCUGCGAUUUCGCCAGCAGUGACGGCAUUGCAGUUGCGACCGCCAUCACGACGUGCGCCAACUGCCAAGAGAAUAUUCCAGAAGGUGAUGCGAAUGGCAAAGUCGCCUACCUUUAAUAAAUGUUUUGAAACAACGAAAGAUUUGAGGAAUAGACAAAAUAGCUUAAGCAAAAGUAUGCUCAAAGCCACGGGCAGUCUGUUGCAAGGAGAUGCGCUGCUUAUUAAAUCUACGAUUGGAAAUCAAAGUUGUAAACCAGAAGAAACACAAACAAUUAUUAUUGAACCACCUAAAGUUAACGUUAAUUUAGAGUGUGCAGGUGACCUCGGUUCAAAAGAUACUUACAAUAUACAAACUAAAACUAAAUUGAAAAUCAAAGACAAACUUCUUGAGAAAGACCUAAAAAAUGCCUGUAAUUAUGAUGAUAUGAGACACGAAGGUCGUAGUGAUUUAAAGGUAACAGAGAGAGAUGACGUGCUAGACAAAGACGACGAUAAAACUCCUACGAACGAAAUUUCGUUAAGUUCAAUUAAUGAAAUGACGGAUAAUUCAGUCCUUAAAGAGUCGCUGGAGAGUGAGAAACAAGUAUUGCUUUUGGCUGACGAUUUAAAGAAUGAACUUUUAGUUGCCGAUGAAGAAAAAGAUGAUGAUAACUCAGAGAGAAAUAAAUUUGUAAAUGCUUGGGUAGCUAAGCUUGCUUGCGAGGAGAAAGAUUUAUAUUGGAUGUUAGAACAAGUGACUCCGGAACAACAAAACUUAACCGCUUCAAUAAUCGACUUUGUUAUGACUGAAGAACCAUGUGAUAUUGAUAUUUUAAGACGAGCUUUAUACUGUCAGGUUCAAAGAGCAGAUAUAAGAAAAACUGGUUAUUCUGUUAUUAAUAACAUUCUUCAUUCAACUCAAACUAUGUCCGAAAGUAUAAAAUAUGCUGCACUUUCUGGUUUAUUGGGAGCAUCAAUUGCAGAUUCCGUGCCGAAUGCUCCAAUAAAACCUUCGAUACCGUUAACUAUGCCUCUGAAUGGCAUUGAAUCUGUGAUACCCUACUUGAAAUACAUGGUACUGUUAGAAAGGUCGAAGUUGAUGGAUUACAUUCUUAUAGAACUUAAAGCGAGAGUCCUAGAGGGUGAACAAAAUCAACCAUUGCCCUUGAAAAUGAGUGCAAACUAUGGAGCACAUGCAUUAUUGAAUAGGCCCUCAAGAGCUAGGUUUUUAAUAGCUCUUCUGUCAUUACUUAUUGAAGGAUGUCAAGGCCCAGAAUUAGAACAAUUAAUUAAUGGUGGGGCUUUGAGUUCUUGUUUGACUCUUCUGAAACAGAUCGGAGGAGAUACCUCUCAACAUUCUUCUCUUAUCUGUAACGGUCUUAGAUCCAAAUCGGAUUGUUUGAUCAUCUAUGAGGACGAGAGACUUGGGGCUAGAGCUAGAGGUGCAUCAUUAUCGGGACCAGAACUCGCUUCUCUUAUGAAAAUUGGUACUCGAGUAGUCCGCGGAAAAGACUGGAAAUGGGGAGACCAGGAUGGAGUACCCGGUGGUGAAGGUCGUGUAAUUGGAGAACUCGGAGAAGACGGCUGGGUGCGCGUCGCCUGGGAUGCAGGAGGGACCAACUCGUACCGCAUGGGCAAGGAGGGCAAAUACGAUCUCAAACUGGCGCGCUCUCCAUCACCCCCGCCAUCCGUGGAUGAAACCGUGCAAGGAAAUGUGGAGAAUACCGUCGAGUGGUGGCCAGUGAGCGAGGUGCGCUCGUCGUGCACGAGCGCGGUGCGCGCUUUGUGUGCGGGCGCGGGCCGCGCGCCGGCGCCGGGAGCGGCCGCGCGGCGCAACGUGGCGGCGCUGCAGCGCAGACUGCUGGCGCUCGCGCACGCACAUGUAUACCCGCCGCCCACGGCUUUCGCCGCCCACACACAUACGGCACUUGCGCUCUUGAGAGCGAGUGCCCAGAGCCCUGAAAUAAGGAUUUCGCUGUGUACAGAUUCAUGGUUCGAGCUCUGUUACAGUAUCAUCUCUUCUACGGAUAGACCUAUUUCGCAGGAUCUCGUAUACUUACAGAUUCAGGCACUUUGGCUUUUACGUCGAGUAUUAACUGAGCAUACUGGUCCCGCGGAGUGGCGUCGUACGGUGGCUGCGCAACUUAUAGCAUUAGCUGGAAGACUGUGGCUUGAAACCCACGCAGCUGAUCCAGCAUUGAGAGCUUAUACACAUUCUGUGACAGUUGGCUGUCCGGCGGCUAUUGACGAAGAGGAAGUGGAUAAUAGAUGGCGUGCCCCAGCCACGGCGAGCUACACGGGAGCAAAUUGUGCCGCCAUCAUUAAUCUCGUCAGGCAGCUGCACGCCGCACCGCAGUGGAACGGACCAAUUACAGCGCUUUUGCUGGAAAAAUUACAACUAGCCGCACAGAUGAUUACAAAUGAUUGGCAUUGGUGGCCACAUACGAGUCAAGACUUAACACAAACUAUUAAACCAUCACCUCCAUCUUUAAAUAGUUGUUUAAUAGCUGGAGGUCUAGGUGUCAUAGGUGGAAUGGAAUGGCGGAUUAGACUGGGUCAGCGAGUUUGUGCGGGCUCUCCACCGCGUAACGCCGUUGUCACUCAGCUGUCGCCUCGAGCGAAGAUCACUUUGAUCCACGAUGAUAAUACUACUACCAAGUGUGAUCUGAAUAGCAUCCAAAGCGUGGAAUGUGAGCGUUUAGCUCAAGCGCUCGGUGGUGGCGAGAGCGCUCUGCGUGUGUGCGCAGCCUUACUUGGAGCGGGACCGCAAGCUUCGCCGAUGCAUCCACAUCAUUUGCCCGCUGAAAUAGAUGUCUAUGGCCUUCGACGUCAGCAGAUGGAAUUACUAACAUUGUGUGCUGUAAGAGGAUUGCUUACGACACGGACUCGCCUACGCAAAGUUUUAAUGCAACCACCGGAUAACGGAGUUGCAGGCUCGUUAGAAAGAGGUUCUAACGUGCUAGGAACAGAAGGCACUUUACUAAGGCGUUUACUUGCACUCGCUACUCGCCCAAGUCCGCUGGCUGCAACCCAUUCUCCAAAGGAUCUCGCAGCUGCUGCUCUGACGAUUGUCCAGCAGUUAGCUGCCCAUGUUGCAGGAGAUGACAAAGAUUACGACUCUCCGCCAGAAAUACCUAUCAUCGAUAAGAGUAACGUUAUGCAAGUUUCAAUGGGACCAUCAACAAGUACUGCGUCACUCUCUCGAAAAGAUCUCAACACUUGGGCAAACUCAGCCCAAGUCCAACAAGUGAUAGAAAUGGGAUUUUCUAGACAUGCUAUAUAUGCAGCUAUACAGUCCUUAGGUGGCACAAGUUUACCGUCAGUGGAGUCCCUAGUUGCAUACUUAUUAGAGCUACCACUACAAGGAAUGGAUGAUACGGUAUUCGAGAUCAAACCCACAACAUCGAAGCAAGAGAAGAAACAGAUACCGUACCGCUGGCGAAGUUGCUUUGCGUCGGAAGACGAAUACGCUCAGUAUCUAUCUGAUAUUAUUACGCCCGGUAUGACUGUAAGAUGUUGCAAGGCAUAUGAAAAUAUUGCAUUAGGGGACGUUGGACAAGUUCAGAAAGUUGAACGCGAUAUCAAACAAAACGUGUUUUUGCAUGUGGAGUGGCGCGGGCUGAGUCGCGUGGCGGGCAUACGCGCGCUGCACGCCGAGGUGGUGUCGGGCGCGCCGCCCUUCGCGUCCGGGGACCGCGUGCGCGUGCGCGCCGCCGUCACGCAGCCGCGCUACAAGUGGGGCUGCAUCGACCACACCAGCGUCGGGACCGUCACUGCGAUAUCGAGCAACGGUCGAGACUUGACAGUCGACUUCCCUCAGCAGCCUGGCUGGACUGGGCAAGUCAGCGAGAUGGAACUGGUGACCGACCAAUCGGAAUGGGGCGAGACGGCGGGCGGCAGUGCAGUGGGCUGGCGCGGCGCCGUGCGGGCCGUGCGGGUGUCGUCGUGCCGACCCGGCGCCGGCGCUCGCCGUCUGUUGGACUCGCAGCCACACACCUACUGGCAGAGCUCCAGUGGCACCGGGCAGCAUUGGAUUCGUGUCGAAAUGCGUUGCGGUAUACGAAUCCGUCGGCUCGGUCUGGGCGUGGCGGGUGGCGCUCACGGGCCGGCCGCGCUUUCCGUGCGCGUGGGGGCCAGCUUUGAGGACUCCGCGCUGGCGCCGCUCGCAGCUGUGCCGUGCACGCCCGCCCCGCCCUCUAGGGACCGGCCGCCGACGCACCUUGCGCAGAUACAGCUCCUCUCGGACUGUAAACUGUAUUAUCCGUGUAUAGAAAUCGGAAUAAAACAAAAUCGCAAUGUAAACGCCGAUUGUCGAGUUCACGGUCUGUACAUAACAGGAUUCAGACCAAACCCAAUGUAUACAGAGAUAUUAGCGAGUAUGAAUUUCGUAGCUGAAGAUUGGAUGGAAAAAGAUAACCCAACGGCCGCGGUUACUUCUGAUAACAACCCCCCGGCACUUCCAAACGACUGCCCCAAGGUGUACGUGUGGGGAUUAAACGAUAAAGAUCAACUCGGUGGAGUUAAAGGCUCCAAAGUGAAGGUUCCAGUUUUCUCUCCAGUUUUGAGUGCAUUGCGACCACUUCAUAUUGCAGGCGGUUCAAAGACACUCUUUAUUGUAUCACAUGAUGGCAAGCUCUACGUUUGUGGUGAAGGUACGAAUGGCCGUCUUGGUCUCGGACACAGUAACAAUGUGUCGACGCCACGAGCGAAUCCUUAUCUUUCUCAUGUGUUGGUGCGUCGGGUCGCCGUGCACUCUGGUGGAAAACAUGCUUUAGCACUUACUGCCGAUGGAAAGGUGUAUUCUUGGGGAGAAGGGGAAGAUGGUAAAUUAGGUCAUGGAAACCGGAUCACACUUGAAGCACCUCGCCUCAUAGAGUCGCUAGCGGGAGAAAGGGUAGUGGGUAUCGCAUGCGGGUCUGCUCAUAGUGCGUGCGUGACCGCGCGCGGGCACUUGUAUACUUGGGGUCUAGGGGAGUACGGACGAUUGGGUCACGGGGAUGACACUACACAGUUGUUACCAAAAAUGAUUGAAGCAUUAGCCAGCUUCCGAGUAAUUCAGGUUGCGUGUGGAUCUCGCGAUGCCCAAACCUUAGCCCUUACUGCUUGCGGGAAAGUAUUCUCUUGGGGUGAUGGCGACUUUGGUAAAUUAGGUAAAGGUCGAGGAGGAUCGGAUGGAUGUGCAGUUCCAAUGAAUAUUGAGAGAUUGAACACACUUGGUGUAGUUCAAGUUGAAUGUGGUGCUCAGUUUAGUUUAGCAUUGACCAGAGAUGGAGAGGUAUGGACAUGGGGUAAAGGCGACUAUUUCCGGCUAGGUCACGGCUGCGACUCACACGUGCGUCGCCCGACCAUCGUAGAGGCGUUGCGCGACCGUCGCGUUAUUCACGUCGCUGUCGGCGCUUUGCAUUGCCUAGCCGUCACAAGCGAUAAUCAGGUCUGGGCAUGGGGCGACAACGACCACGGACAGCAGGGCAACGGCACGACGUGCGUGAACCGGCGGCCGGCGCCGGUGGCGGGCGUGGAGGGCGUGCAGCGCGCCGCCGCCGGCUCGUCGCACUCGGCCGCCUGGGCACUGCGCCCCGUCGCGCUGCAGCCCGACGUGCCGGCGCCGCACGUCGCUCCGCUGCCCUUCCCGACGCUGAAAGACCCGCUGGGAGCGCAUAGCCUGGGUCUCUACUCCGACGAAACAGUAGUAGACGAGCCGCAAGGCCCGCGGCCCUCCCUGGCGGCCGCCGCGCUGGCGCUGGAGCCGCCCGUGGCCGUGCAACACGCGCUGUCUCUCAUACUCCUGGCAUUGCACAUCUCGCAGGCGCGAAGUCUUCUGGUAGAAGCUCUUCGAGCGCACGAGGCGUGCUCGACUGCGGUCCCGGUGGUGGUCGGGCUGGACUCUGAGGAUGACGACGUCGAGGCGGACGCACGCACCGGCGGAGGGGAGGCGCCGGCCGAUAGGGCUACUUUACCGAGCGGUGCUAGCAGUCCUCUCAGCGGAUCCAUAUCAUCUCGCCACUCUGCUGUGAUGUCCUCCAGCGCGGUGUCCGUGGCGGCGGCCACUAUGACUGUACAGCAAGCUGAGGCGCCGAAGUUGGCACUAGACGAUUUCACGUCUCAGCUGGGUGAAUCCGACGCAAGAGCACUUGUCGACCUAUUGAAACUUGCUGCAGCAGGCCGUGUCCCUGAUUCUAAUAAUGCGGUUAGAGUUAUCACAGAUGUUCUAAUGGCUCUUUGUGCGAGUAAGCCGGCGGUAGCUGAUAUGGUUGUGGAAGUGUGCGUGUGCGAGUUAGAAGAAGCGGCCGCGGGAGGGACGCGCGCGCCCCCGCACCCCGUCACCGUGGACAGUCCGCAUCCAUACGCUGAUGAUACGGAUAUAUCGGGCGUAGUAAAGAUCCCGGGAGCUUCGUCGCUUCGAGUAUCAUUCGAACAAGGCUGUUCCACCGAAAGAAGAAAUGACCCGUUAACGAUAUCGGACAGCGCUGGAAGAGUCCUAGCGACACGAUCGGGCAGAGAACCUGCUGACUGGGCACAGGAGAUUGUUGUAAAUGGCGACGAAUUACGCUGGAGGUUUACCAGUGAUAGUUCUGUAAACGGUUGGGGAUGGCGGUUUACAGUUCAUCCAAUUCUACCCUCACACGCACAUAUGGAAAGCGGUACGGAUAGAUACGUGUUAUCAUGUCCAUCUGUGGAAUUAGCGUGGAGGUUGCUAGAUGGACCAUUGCUGACAGCGAUAUCCAACGAUCACCAGAUGGCACCGCGAUUAGCACAAGCGCUGGCUAUUUGUGCGCAAAUGCCGACGCUUUCGUGGCGCGGUCGCGUGUGGUGCGUGCGCCGCCUCCGCGGCGUGGUGUGCGGCGGCGCGGGGGGCGGCAUGGGCGCGAGCGCGGGCGAGGGCGUGGCGCCGCCCACUGCGCUGCAAGCGCUGCCGCAGCUGCUGCACGCGCAGUACGACCACGAGGAACCAGCGCUACGAACUGGCACGCAUCUGCUGCAUACGCACUAUCUCAAGGAGCUCGCGUGGUUAGCGUGCGGACUCCGCGUCGACUCCCGCGUGUGUAGCGGGCCGGACGCAGCGCGCUGGGCCUGGUUCAAGCGUUACUGCCUGUGCAUGCGCACCGCAGACGCGCUCAUACGCCGUACGCCGCUACCGACGCCCUUCCUAUCCGACGUGCGGAAGCGGCUCAUCGAUCUGGGCGCGUACAACGCAGACGAGGUCACAUCGGAUCUACAGAACCCUUGGGAAGAUAAUACCAAAUUUACAAGGCAGCACGACGAGCAACUGCUACAUUGGGUGAAUAACGAUAAGAUAGGAAUAUUUCUUGAAAGGCGACCCGAAGACUGGACGGGCUGGUGGAACUGCGGCUCGCCCGGCUGCGCGGUGUACGGCUGGGGACACAACCACCGCGGGCAGCUGGGCGGCGUGGAGGGCGCCAAGGUGCGCACGCCCACGCCGUGCCACGCGCUCGCCGCGCUCAACCCGCUGCAGCUCGUGGGCGGCGAGCAGACGCUCUUCGCCGUCACGCCCGACGGGAAGGUCUACGCCAGUGGUUAUGGAGCUGGAGGCCGCUUAGGUAUAGGCGGAAUCGAUUCAGUAUCCCAGCCCACAUUAUUAGCAUCCAUUCAGCACGUGUCCAUUACAAAGGUUGCCUGCAACUCUGGCGGCAAACACUGCUUAGCUUUGUCUGCUGAUGGUGAAGUAUAUAGUUGGGGCGAAGGAGAAGACGGCAAACUUGGUCACGGUAAUAGAGUGAGCUACGACCGGCCCAAGUUAAUAACGGCGCUGUCGGGGCUGGAGGUGGUCGCCAUCGCGUGCGGCGGCGCGCACUCGGCCUGCCUCACGGCGCGCGGCCGCGUCUACACGUGGGGCAAGGGCCGCUACGGCCGCCUGGGCCACGGGGACUCCGAGGACCAGCUCGUGCCCAAACUGGUGGAGGCGCUUUCCUCGUACAGAGUCAUAGAUAUUGCUUGCGGGUCGGGCGAUGCUCAGACGCUGUGCAUCACGGAUGAUGACAAUGUGUGGUCUUGGGGCGACGGCGAUUAUGGAAAAUUAGGGCGUGGAGGGUCUGAGGGCUGCAAAUUGCCGAUGAGGAUUGAUUGUCUGAAAGGUCUGCGCGUUAUAAAAGUUGAAUGCGGUUCUCAGUUCUCGGUUGCGUUGUGUCAAUGCGGCAGUGUUUAUACUUGGGGUAAAGGCGAUUACCACAGACUCGGUCACGGUAGCUACGACCACGUGCGCCGGCCCAUGCGGGUCACCGGCAUGCAGGGAAAGAUGAUAGUCUCCAUCGCAACAGGUAGUCUACACUGUGUGGCGUGUACGGAUACCGGCGAGGUGUACACGUGGGGUGAUAAUGAUGAGGGUCAACUGGGUGACGGAACUACACUAGCUGCACAAAGACCGAGGCUACUUAUGGCAUUACAAGGCAAGCGCGUGACGCGCGUGGCGUGCGGCAGCGCGCACACGGUGGCGCUGUGCGUGGAGGCGCCGCCCGCGCCGCGCCCGCCGCCCGCCGCGCCGCUCGAGUGCCAUCUGCUGAGGGACCUCCCCACGCACCUCAUAUGCAACAGGCUGGUGCUUCUACACCAAUUUUCAGAAUUGGUUUGUCCGAACCUCCCAUUGCUCGUCUUAGACGAACCUAUGGAUCAAUUGAGGAGUUUACUGUUUUAUAGCGUGAAAGAAGCGGCUUUUAGAAAAGCGAUAAUGGCGACGAUGGUGCGCGAGCGCCAGCACGGGCCCGUGGUGGAGCUGUCGCGCGUGGCGGCGCGGCGGGCGCGGCGCGGCGGCAGCGGGCUGGCGGGCCCGGCCGGCAUGCGCUCCGUGUUCGGCCAGAUGGUGGCGCGUCUGCCCGUGCUCACGCAGGACGCGCUCGCGCUGCCGCACCGCGUCUGGAAGGUCAAGUUCGUGGGUGAGAGCGUAGACGACUGCGGCGGCGGCUACAGCGAGAGCAUCGCAGAGAUGUGCGAGGAACUCCAGAAUGGGUCUCUGCCGCUGCUGAUGGCCACUCCCAACGGCCGCGGCGACGCCGGCGCGUCCCGAGACGCCUUCCUCCUCAACCCCACAGCGAACACGCCACUCCAUCUCAAUUGCUUCCGAUUUUUAGGUGUUUUAAUGGGCAUCGCGAUCAGAACUGGCUCGCCCCUCUCGCUUUCCUUAGCGGAAGGAGUGUGGCGACAAUUGGCGGGACAACCGCUACGACCUCAGGACUUGGCUGAGGUCGACAAGGACUUCUUACCUGCAUUGUUGUGUAUACGAGAUAUGACGCCGAAUAAUAAGGAACUUCAAAACCUCGAACUUCCGUUUUCAAUACCUUCGGCGGCUGGACACGAGGUGCCGCUCUCCACGCGACACAAGAGAGUGACGCCCGAUAAUAAGGACGAAUAUGUUCAAUUAGCACUUCAUUACAGGCUUCACGAGUUCGACGAGCAAGUACGAGCAGUGAGAGACGGGAUGUCACGCGUCGUUCCCGCGCCUCUACUCGCGCUGUUCAACGCCUCUGAGCUAGAAACGUUAGUGUGCGGCUCUCCCGACAUUCCAGUUCACGCUUUACGAGCCUCUGCUACUUAUAAAGGCGUAGAACCCAACGCGCCACUCGUCCAGUGGUUCUGGGAGGUGAUGGAGGAGCUGUCGGGGGGCGAGCGCGCGCUGUUCCUGCGCUUCGUGUGGGGGCGCACCCGCCUGCCGCGCGCGCCGCAGGACCCGCGGCAGAGGGACUUCGUGCUGCAGGUACUCGAUAAGUACCAACCUCCAGACCAUUUCCUACCAGAGAGUUACACAUGUUUCUUCCUACUCAAAAUGCCAAGAUAUUCCUGCAAAUCUGUACUACGAGAGAAACUCAGGUACGCCAUCCACUUCUGCAAGAGUAUCGACACGGACGAGUACGCGCGCGUGGCGCUGAGCGCGGCCGAGCGCGUGUCGUCCGAGGAGUCCGACUCCGAGGGAGACGGCGCGCCCGUCCCCACCACCGCGCCGCCCCCCGCGCUCUACUCGCUCACCAGAGCGCCCACGUGGCUCUAACCGCUGACGUAACGAACACAUAACGUCACGUAACUUUUCUUACUCUAAACUGCGCAGUAGUCUAAUUACGAAUAAGACACCAAACGCUCAAUACCGGAUACAGAGAAUAUUCCGAAAUUGACUUUUUUUUAAAUAAUUAUUUGUUUUAAUAAUUGAAUUAUUUAAUCAAAAUUUCAAUUUUAUUUAUCGAAUGAUUUUAGAGCGGCAAAGUUACAUGACGUGAACAUUUUGAUGUCAUCUAUGGUCUUGAAAUCUAAACAUAAGACCUGAUCCAAUGGAACAAAAUUAAUCAUAAUAUAGACAUAUGAAUAUACUGACGCUCAGAUGCUGCCAGCGGAAAUAUUUUAUCGGCAGCCAUUUUGUAAGUUGACUGGAAAGUAUUUGAAUGAAUAUAUUUUAAGAAAACAUUGCAAAUUUUUUAACGAAAUAAUAUAGAUCUUUACAUAGAAAACUGUUGAAAUGAUUAAAAAUACUGCAACACUUUAACAUAUUUCCCUUAUUGUAAAGAAGAUCAAUCUAGCAUUAUGAUAAUAAUAAUAUUUGGCACUUUAGUAUAUUAAAAAUUAUACACACAUAGAGUGGCUUGUGCGUUAUGCUUAUUUAAAACUUUUCUUCGUUCAAAAUAGUACAUCUAUUGUAGAAAAAAGUGGAAGUUUUAAAUACUCAUUAUAACAUUGAUAUUUAUAAUAGACUUAAGAAUAUAAUGCAGUAAAUGACAAAUUUUGGUCAUAUCAUUAAUUUUAUACAAAUUAUUUUUAUGAUGAAAAACAUUAUGUAGACUUUGCUUACACAAUAAAGUGUUAAGUUGUGACGUCCCAUUGUGGAAUGUUCUUGGGAGUAUAUGUCAAAUGUGUAAAAGUUGGAUGAGUUAUCAUGCUUUUUCUUAUAUAAGCAUUCCAUCCAUAAUAUAUAAGAAAUUGAUGCUUGAUAUGAGUGACACUGAAGUAGCCUUAUGAUUCUAGUAUACGCUUUCUUCUAAUUUAAUGAAUAUCAACAACGAUAAAGUAUUGUCUAAUCUAUCUCCUCUUUCCUAAAAAAUACACAAUCUCAUUAAGCUUAAUAUUUUUUAUCCUACUUGUUUUUAACUAUAAAUGAAUAAUGGAAUCUAUUUUAAUAUACUUGUUGUCAAAUAUAUAAUUUUAUAAGUAUGCAUUUUCUAAUCACGAUAGUCUUUUCCUCUAUAUCUCUUUUGGGAUUUUUUAUAAAACUUGUGUAAUGUUUGACUCUUCUAUAGUGUAAAGCUACACAUGGAAAGGUGAUGAAUAUAAAUGGUAUAGGUUUAUUUCCCGAAACUUCUUUAUAAAAUAAUGUAUUAAUUAAGAAAUUUUAUACAUCAGAGCUUUUGAUGCUGUGAUGAUGGAAAAUCGAUUGUUUAAAGUAUAUAUAAAAGAAAAACAUCGACAAGUUGAUUUUAAAAUUAAACAAUUGAUAAUAUUCUAGAUGAUGAGAGACUGUAUUGGAGUUUUGAUAGUUAGGAAUUAUAAAGGAUGGUGCAUUUUGUAGAGCAAACUAAGCUAGUCAUGGUUAGAAAUGGGCUUGAUAUUAUUAAACAUAUUUAUAAUAAUAAAUUUUAUUACUUGCAGUAUUAUCAGCUUAAAAUUUGCCUUUCAACACAUUAUUCUGAAAGUUUAGUUAAGGUUUUUGUUGAAUUAUAUUAAGGCCUUUUUAUAUAAUAUUUGAUAUUUUCUUUGUGUAACAUUUUGAACAUGCAAAUAGGUUGGUGCUAGAGCUUUCAUUUAGCAUUGCAAUGUUUACAUCAAAUUCUCAGUAAGCACAAAUCAUUAUGUACUGUAGUAGAUAAAUAGUAUUAAAAAUGACUCAAAUUUUAAUUCCACCACCAAAGAUGGUACAAUCCAGUCUCGUUAGGAGUUACAGUAGUGGAUCUGCAAAUAUUAUGUUUUAUGCUACUUUAUUAUCUAUACCCAUUCAUUUAAAUAAAAGUAUUAUUUAUGA
Molecule: messenger RNA, 16684 nt
Organism: Vanessa atalanta (red admiral)
Lineage: Eukaryota; Metazoa; Arthropoda; Insecta; Lepidoptera; Nymphalidae
Gene: HERC2
Product: probable E3 ubiquitin-protein ligase HERC2
Exons: 89
Coding region: 137-14731 (4864 amino acids)
Biological process (GO): protein ubiquitination
Molecular function (GO): ubiquitin-protein transferase activity; metal ion binding
Source: RefSeq, a predicted model, not a curated record